CCCGCAAACUAUGGCGUCGGCUGAAUUGUGUGUGACAAAAGUAUUUCUAAAAUAUUGAUAACUUUCAAACGUAAAUAUCAAUUACUUCAAAUGGUCUAGAUGUUUAGUGUUAUAUUUCCUGGAAAUUAUAAAUAAAUAAAAAUAAUAAAAAUGAAUAAAAGACGAAGAACAUCAUCAGUUGCAAGUCGUGGUACUGAGGAUGAUCCAGAAGAAAUACAACCAGAACCAGCAAAACGUAGAAAAAAAUUAGAUCCAAGUGAUUUAUGUCAACAAUUAUAUGACAUAAUACGUAAUCAAAAAAAAGAAGAUGGUAGUUUAUUGUGUGAUGCAUUUAUACGUGUACCAAAACGUAGACAAGAACCAGGUUAUUAUGAAGUUGUUACAAAUCCAAUUGAUCUUUUAAAAGUACAACAAAAACUUAAAACUGAUGAAUAUCGUGAUAUGGAAGAUUUAUCAGCAGAUAUACAAUUAAUGAUAAAUAAUGCAAAAGCAUUUUAUAUGCGUACAUCACCAGAGUAUAAAGAUGCAAGUGAUUUAUGGGAUUUAUGUGUUACAACUAAAAAUCGUAUUAUGGAUGAAUAUGAAGAUUGUGAAACAAAAGGUAAACUAAUAUUAAAAGUUGGUAGAAUGUCAAGAAAAUCAACAAUAAGACAAGAUGAAUAUAAUGAAGAUACAUCAGAAGGUUCAACAAAUCCAGAUGAAGAAUUAAUGCAACCAUAUGAAGAUUUAUUUAUGGCUGUUAUGACAGCAACUGAUCCAAUUGAUAAUAAUCGUCCAUUACAUAUUGUAUUUCAAUUAAAACCAUCUAAAAAAUUAUAUCCAGAAUAUUAUGAAGUCAUUGAAACACCAAUUGAUCUUAAAACAAUUGCACGUAAAAUACAAGAUGGUAGUUAUAAUUAUUUAAAUGAAAUGGAACGUGAUUUAAUGUUAAUGUGUCGUAAUGCAUGUCAUUUUAAUGAACCUGGUUCGCAAAUAUAUAAAGAUGCUAAAUUAUUAAAAAAAAUUAUAACAGCAGCAGCUAAAAAACAAGAUUGUGGUAGUGGUGCAUUUACUAAAUCAUUAAAUGCUGCACAAUCAACAAGAAGUAAACGUGGACGUAGUGCACAAUUAUUAAUAGCACAAACAUCAACAUUACCAGAUGAAGAUGAAGAAAGUGAUGAUGAAGAUUAUGAAAUUGCUGAAGUUGAAGAAAAUGAUAAUUUACAAUGGCAACUAUUUCAAACAAUAAGAACAGCACCAAAUAGUCAAGGUAUUAGAAUGAGUGAAUUUUUUUGGAAAUUACCUUCAAAAAGAAAUUAUCCAGAUUAUUAUAAAACAAUUAAAUAUCCAAUAUCUUUAUUACAAAUAAGAUCAAAAAUAAAAAAAGGUGAAUAUGGUACUAUUAGUGAAGUUGCUGGUGACAUGAAUGUUAUGUUUGAAAAUGCUAAAAAAUAUAAUGUACAUACAUCAAGAUUAUACAAGUGUGCAGUUAAAUUACAAAAAAUAAUGCAAGAAAAAGUACAAGAAUUAUUAGAAUUUGAUCAAGAUUCAGAUUCUGAUUGUGAAUCAACAGAAAGUAGUUCACAACAACCAAAAUUAAUAAAACGUGCAUCAAAUGUAUUGACACGUGGUAAAUACAAUGAUAAUAUACCAUUAAAAAAACGUUUAUAUGCACUUGUUAAAUGUGUUACUGAAUAUGUUUGUGAAGAUGGUCGUCAGCCAAUGUUAUUAUUUAUGGAAAAACCAUCAAAAAAAAUAUAUCCAGAUUAUUAUCAAGUAAUAACUGAACCAAUUGACAUGCUUGGUAUUGAAGCAAAUAUAAGAGCUGAAAAAUAUCAAUCAGAAAAUGAAUUAAUACGUGAUUUUAAAUUAAUGUUUAAUAAUUGUCGUCAAUAUAAUGAAGAGGCAUCAUUAAUAUAUGAAGAUGCAAAUACAUUGGAACGUGUAUUAAUGGAUAAAGUUAAAGAACUUGGUCCAUUACCAGAUAAUAAUAUUAUUAAUAAUAAUAAUAGUAAUAGUAGUAGUAGUAAUAUUAUUAAAAAAGUGAUACCAGCUGUAUCAUCAACACCAGUUAAAAUUGGUAGACCAAAAAAAAUAGUACCAUUACAUGUACAAAAAUGUCGUACAAUGUAUGAUACAAUAAAAGAUUAUCAUGAUUCAAAAGGACGUCAAUUAUCACAAAUAUUUAUGAAAUUACCAAAUAAAAAUGAAUAUCCAGAUUAUUAUGAAGUUAUAAAACAUCCAAUGAAUAUGGAAAAAAUAGCAGCAUCAUUAAAAAAUAGUUUAUAUGAUAGUAUUGAUGAUCUUGUAUCAGAUUUUAUAUUAAUGUUUGAUAAUGCAUGUAAAUAUAAUGAGCCAGAUUCACAAAUAUAUAAAGAUGCCUUAAUAUUACAACGACUUGUAUUACAAACAAAAUUACAAUUAAGUGAAGAUGAAGAAAGUGUACCUGAUGUUGCUGCUGCUGUACAAGAAAUAAUAGCAACAAUAUUUACAGCAUUAUAUAAUCAUCAGGAUGAAGAAGGACGUUGUUAUUCUGAUUCAAUGGCUGAAUUACCAGAACAUGAUAUUAUUGAUGGUAAAAAAAUACGUGGUUUAUCACUUGAUUUAAUAAAACGUAGACUUGAUAGAGGUAUAUAUAAACGUCUUGAUAGAUUUCAAGAAGAUAUAUUUUCAUGUUUUGAAAGAGCUAGAAAAUUAUCACGUACUGAUUCACAACCAUUUGAAGAUUCAAUUGAAUUACAAGCAUUUUAUAUACGUACACGUGAUGAAGUUACAAGAAGUGGUGAUUUAUUACAUUCAUCAGCAUUAAAUUAUUCACUUCAUGAUUUAUCAACACAAGUUAUUGAUGUUAAACGUACUAAAAUACAACAAGAAUCAUGUUUACCAUCUGAGGAAGAAAGUUGUGAUGGUAAUGAAAUAAAAAUUGAAAAUAAUGAUUCAACAAAAUUAACAAUGACAACAACAACAACAACAACUCCCAUAACAACAACAACAAUUACAACAACAACAAGUAGUAAUAUUGAAAAUGGUAAUACAAUGAGUUUUAAUCAAGAAUUAUAUCGUGCUGGUGAUUUUAUAUAUGUUGAACCAUCAGAACGUGGUAUGGAUCAAAGUGUUGUAUUAAUUGAACGUUUAUGGACAAAUUCAGAAGGACAACAAACAUUAUAUGGUAAUGUAUUUUUUCGUCCAAGUGAAACUUAUCAUAUACAAUCACGUAAAUUUCUUGAUAAAGAAUUAUUUAAAAGUGAUACACAUAUUGCAUUACCAUUAUCUAAAAUUGCUGGACGUUGUUGUGUAUUAAGUGUUAAAGAUUAUUUUCGUAUGAUACCAUAUGGUUUUAAUGAAAAAGAUGUAUAUGUUUGUGAAUCACGUUAUUCAACACGUGCAAGAUCAUUUAAAAAAAUAAAAGCAUGGAAUUUUGAACAAGAACAUAUUAAAUUAAUACCACGUGAUAAAAUAAUUGAACCAAAACGUGUUAUAUCUGUUUAUAAAGAACGUUUAGAAAAACAUAAAGAAGAAAUUGCUGAACUUGAAGAAUGUGAAAAGUUAAUUGAUAAAGAAAAACCAAAUAUAAUAUUAUUUAAUGUUGAUGAUACAGAUAAUACAUAUUUUGAACAAUAUAAUACAUGUGCUGGUUUAGUUAAAACUGGUGAUUUUGUAUAUGUUGCAACUGAUGGUGGUAAACAACAAAUUGCACAAAUUGAUACAAUAUGGUCAACAAAAGAUGGUAAAUGUUAUUUUCGUGGUCCAUGGCUAUUAACACCAUCUGAAAUAUUACAUUUACCAACAAAAUUAUUUUAUAAACAAGAAUUAUUUUUAUCAAUUAUUGAAUGUGAACAUCCAAUUGUUGCUAUUGUUGGUAAAUUAGCUGUACUUGAUUAUGGUGAAUAUAUAUGUUGUCGUCCAACUGAAAUACCAGAAGAUGAUAUAUUUAUUUGUGAAUCAAUGUAUGAUGAAAUUAAAAAUAUCGUUAAAAAAUUAGGUAUUGAAGGAUUAAAAAAAUAUAAUCAUACAUCACAAGUUACUGAGGAUGAAAUAUAUUUUUUUAGAAGACCAAUUAAUCCAGCAAAAGUAUCAAGCGAUGUUGCACAGGCACAAGUAUCACUCAAGAAUAUCGUAUCCAGUACAGCUCAUUUUGAAAUGGAGGCAUCACCGUUGCUACCAAAACUGGAGCCAGAAGUGCUGGGAAUGGGAACAGUGUUAGGCGUUGGGGAAGACAGUAUGGACACUGGUGGUCCACCAUCUGUUGGAUCCACUGAAGCCCAGCCAAUUCUUACCAAUACCCAAACACCCGUAUCAUCUAAAAAGAAAUCGUCGGGUAAGAAAUUAGUUACGGGAUAUAUUUUGUAUUCAAGUAAAAUGCGAACUCAGACUACACAAAAUAAUCCUGAUUCUUCAUUUGGUGAAAUUAGCAGAAUUGUUGGUAACGAGUGGAGAAAAUUGCCAGCUGGUGAAAAACAAGUUUGGGAACAUCGUGCAGUAAAAAUAAAUGAAGCAAAUAGUGGUGAUGCAUCAAAUGGUUCAUCUGGUAUAAAUGAUCGUGCACCAAUUGAUCAAGUAUAUGAAUGUUGUUGGGAAAAUUGUGAUUGGCAAUUUGAAGAUGCAACUGAUUGUAUUGAUCAUUGUAUUGCUGAAGCAACUGGACAUGUACAGUCAACAUUUAUCAAUGCUGCACCAGAUGUUGAAUUCCAGUGUAUCUGGAGAGGCUGUGGAAGAAUGAAAAAAAAUGUUGCACCAUUUCCAAGUUUACAAAGGCUUGCAAGACAUGUCAAAGAAGUACAUAUUCACAAAGGUAAUGGAAGAAUAAUACCUCCAAAUGAAAGAAGCAAAAAUUAUAUGGCAUCAAAAGGUCCAACGAUAUUGCCUCCAAUGGAAUCAGCAAUUGCAACUCAAACAAAUAUUAAUAAUAUACCAGCAGCUGCACAACCAGAGCCAUUAUUUGUAGCAGUACCACCUCGUCCAAGUAGAGUUCUUCAUUCCGAUGCUUACUUGAGGUAUAUUGAAGGAUUAAAUGUUGAAAAUCGUUACAUAUCUAAUUGGGAUAAACAAAUGAAUGCAACAACUGAAAAUACAACAAUUCCUGAUAUGACAAAGCUACCAGUUGAAUGGCUUGGUAAUGGUGUUGGUAAUCAUGGUAAUGUUGUUAAUGCCUUGUGGACACUUAGAAACAUGAUGAUGCGUGAUGUGUUAGCCAUCAACAAAACUCUAUAGUUUAUCAAUCGUUAUAAGAUCUAUACUUUCAUAUUUUAUAAUACACUCGAUAUUAAAAAAAAAAAAAAAAAGAAAAAGAUACUAAAUGAAUUUAAAAAAUAUAAAAUUAUUAAAAAUUAAUAUUUAAAUGAUUAAUAUUCACGGGGUGCUGAGUGCUAAACAACGACAAAAGACUGACAUUUGGUUUGUUCAAUUUAAAACGAAAAACAAUCUUCCUCAUUUUGUACGAUAAUAGUAAUAGUAAAAUUAAGAAUUAAAAGAAGAAAAAAAAAAAACAACAGCCUCGUGAAUUAACAGAAAAAUAUAUGUUGUUUUUUUUUUUUUUUUAAAUUGAUUUCUUUUUUGCGUGAAAAUCGACAGAUUUUUGUAUUUUUCUUUUUUUUUUUUUUUUGAAGAAAAAACUGUGUGUCUUCAUAUAAAAAAUAUUUAAUGUCAUUGUUUAUUAUAUUAUCAUGGUAAUUUUCAAAAAAUUUACGAUGAUUUAUUAUUUCAAAUAUCAAGUAAUAUUGUAUGCCAAAUUAAUUAUGAAUUAUUCCUUCAUAACUAUGCACAGUGAUUGAUUGUUUAUUCAAUA
This is a messenger RNA of Aphidius gifuensis, 5764 nucleotides long. It is a transcript of the gene polybromo, whose product is annotated as protein polybromo-1. Lineage: Eukaryota; Metazoa; Arthropoda; Insecta; Hymenoptera; Braconidae. Gene Ontology annotation, molecular function: chromatin binding; protein binding. Gene Ontology annotation, biological process: chromatin remodeling. The record is from RefSeq and is a predicted model, not a curated record. The transcript has 9 exons. The coding region runs from base 151 to 5190 and encodes 1679 amino acids. Gene Ontology annotation, cellular component: RSC-type complex.